This is a messenger RNA of Marasmius oreades (fairy-ring Marasmius), 3866 nucleotides long. RefSeq lists its product as uncharacterized. The transcript is spliced from 15 exons. Lineage: Eukaryota; Fungi; Basidiomycota; Agaricomycetes; Agaricales; Marasmiaceae. The coding region runs from base 121 to 3636 and encodes 1171 amino acids. The record is from RefSeq and is a predicted model, not a curated record.
CUUCAUUUUCAAACAAGUGCGCACGUUCUUAUAUCGACCCCAGCAUUAUCAUCACAUUCAUCUUGACUAUAAUCUCUUGACUAUCUAACAACCUUCAAUAUCACGUUUAAUUCCCCCAAGAUGAAGACAGCAGAGAUACGCAAGCCCUAUACUGGGAACUCUCGGUCCCUUGUCGUGGCUUUGGACGUUGGAACGACUUUCAGUGGUGUUUCUUACGCGAUCCUAGAGCCUGGAGAGAUACCUAAAAUCCAUGGGGUGACCAGAUUUCCAGGUCAAGAACAUCAGGCAGGCAACAACAAGAUACCUACAUUACUCUACUACGAUAAGAAUGGACAAGUUAUGGCUGCAGGUGCUGAAGCAGAUACGUCGACUACACUUGAAAUGGCAGAGGACGAAGGAUGGCUCAAAGUAGAACUUUUUAAACUACGUUUACGACCCAGAACGAUGAAACUCAACACGAAUGGGAUGAAAUUCGAACCUCUACCUCCAGGGAAGACCGCUGUGCAUGUAUUCGGGGAUUUUCUUGGCUACCUUUUUCAAUGCACUCGUACUUUCGUUAUUGACACGCAUGCAAACGGAGCUUCACUAUGGAAAGCCGUGGAGGCGAACUUGCAAUUCGUAUUAUCGCAUCCUAAUGGCUGGGAAGGCGCGCAGCAAACCAAGAUGCGUCGGGCUGCUAUACACGGGGGAAUGAUUCCAGAUACGCAGGAAGGCAAAUCACGAAUAUACUUUGUUACUGAAGGAGAGGCGAGUUUACAUGCAUGUGUACUGAACGGACUCGCGUCCGAUGUACUCUCGGACGCAGCAAAAUCGAGUUUUCUGAUUGCUGAUGCGGGAGGUGGAACUCUGGACAUCAGCGCCUAUACGAUACGUUCACAGAACCCUCUCGUUAUCGAAGAAACGGCACCCCCGGAUUGUAUCUUUGCAGGCUCGGUCUUUGUCAGUCGGAGAGCGAGGAUUCUCUUUCAAGAGAAACUCAAGAACUCAAGAUAUGGAACUCCCGAUACCGUGGACCAUAUCACGAAACGAUUCGAUGAAACAACCAAGCGUCUAUUCCGUAACAAGAAGGACCCGCAAUUCAUACUUUUUGGUUCACCGCUAGACAAAGAUCCCUCAGUUGGCAUUCGUAGUGGGCAACUGAGAUUGUCUGGCGAAGAAGUUGCAGAGUUAUUUGAACCUUCCGUUCAAGCUGCUGUCUCUGCCGUAAGAGCACAGAUUGACGCGUCACAGGGCCUCAUUAAGUCGAUCUUUUUGGUGGGAGGUUACGCGGCAAGCGCGUGGUUGUUCACCCAACUACAAGAACGGUUAAAGCCACUCAAUGUUACUGUCAGCAGACCAGAUAGUCAAACGUCCAAAGCUGUUGCGGAUGGCGCGAUCGGGUUCUUUUGCGAUCACCAUGUAUCUGCUCGCAUGUCCAAAUUCAUGUAUGGGGUCGAGUACCUUCGGGAGUACAAGGCGGACGAGCCUGAACAUGUAAUGCGGAAAGACAGACUUACAGAGCUUCCUUCCGGCCCGCGACUCCUUCCGGAUGCUUUUGACUGCAUUUUGGCUCGGGGGGUCAAGGUUAAGGAGUCUACUGUCUUCACACGAAAAUAUUGCACAGAACUUACGAGCCUGUCGUUGCUUUCUGUGUUUGAGGUAGAAAUAUGGUGUUAUCGUGGAGGGAAAGACAUUCCGAAAUGGAUUCUCCGGAAUCACGAGGAAUUCUCCACACUUUGCUUAGUCCGUGCAGACCUGUCACCAUUGAGCGGGAGCGCAGAACCCAAGUCGGGCAAGCACGGAAGAACAUACUGGAACAUUGUGUUCUCGGUCGAAAUCCACUUCGGCCUCACCGAAUUCAAAGCACGAAUAAAAUGGAACGACAGCGGCACAAUUAAGUACGGUCCAGCAUCAAUCAUCUACAAUGAACGAGGACAUCGAACGGAUGAGGAGGAGCCUGAUGAGAUCACGGAAGAUGAGACUGCUCCGUCGCAAUCGACUAGAGCCCCAACCCGAACUCCCUCCAAGGACUCAUUCCACACACCCGGGAUAACUACUCCCUCAAGUAAACGUGCUUCCGUCAUAGGGCACCCAAGUACUCGACCGUCUACUGCCGUUCCUCCACCGGUUGAUACCCAAGUGAUUGGGAGAUCUCCAAGUCUUGUUUCGCCUCCAGAAGCUCACAGAGAGUUGGCCAGUGCCGUUAACGAAAGCCUACGAGGUCGUUCAAAGAAGAAAGAGAAGGCAAAUGUCCAGUCACCAAUAGUGAAUUCGCCCAGUAUAAGCACUCGCAGCUCUUCGAAGUUGGGAGAAGAUCUCACAUCAGUAUGGGGAUCGCGUGCUUCACCAGCGAAAAGUGCCAAGUCAUUGGCAGAAUCAAUCCGGUCUAAGCGCGCAACUCCUGCUGCUUCACCGAAAGCAGCAACAACUCCCACACCAACUCUACCACCCCCGGAGGCCUCUCAAACUCCCCUAGUAUCUGCAGCAUCCUCUCCUAUGUUUAACGAAGCACCUGUUAUCCCGACAGUGGAGCAUAUAAUCGAUAGCUCACUUACACCGCCUCCUCCACCAGCGCCUGUCGAUCCACCCGUUUCUGCACCUUCCGCGGUACCUGAGACGAUCUCAACCUCAGACCCACCGGCAAGCCCAAAAAUAGGCAUCAAGUCGCCCUUGAUCCCUAGAAAUAAUCCCUUGACUGCCGAGCCACAGCAGACAAUUGCUAAUCCUCCUUCCGUGAUAUCUUCGGACGUUAACACAGAUACUAUUACUCAGCCCAUUACUGCCUCCAGCCCCAUUUCCGAGGGGUUUUUAUCGUCAUUUGGAACUGGAAAGUUGUCGUCAGAGAUGGCUACCGGAGUUACCUCGUCAAUAUCAGAUGCGCUAGGCUCGUUUGGAUCUACUUUAGGAGCUUUUAGUUGGGGUGAGAGACCCUCGAAAGUGCCUACACCCGCAGGCACUCUGCCGAAUUCCCCGACAGGACCUUCAUCCUCAAAUCCUCCAACGAUUUCUCCCACAUCACAACCUCCACAACCUCCUUCUCCCAAAGCACUGCCACCGAAAGCUGGCGGGGCAGUGACGCCCAAUCCCGCAUCCCCGCCGAGAUCACCGACUUCACCGCUGCCACCCACAGAAGGGUACUUUCCUACCGCUCAAGAACCUCCGACAUCAUCGACAGAAGAAUCGACCGUGGUGAAGAUCGAGGAAACCGCUCCGUCCAAUCCAUCUCAGGAAACUACACAAACGGAGUUGACGCCACCAUCUGAACCAAACACUGACACAAUCUUGAAUCCUACCAAUCCGGAAGGAACCCCGAAGGCGUCAACUGCCACGAACAGCCCGAAAAUCGCAGAGUCAUCGCCCUCGGCGGAUGCUAUCGAACAAGCGCCUUUAACUUUAACUUCCACGGAAACAGUGCCUGUCGAUGUAAAUUCUCCUGAUCAAGUUAACGGAGCGAAUACCGAGGAAACCAACAACGAAGGAACACAACAGGAGGGAGACGUCGAUGGGGCUACAGCUGAAGCCACCAAAGACGAAAACGCGAAGAACGAUGAAGAGGGUAAGGCUGGUGACGGCGCAGGCGAGGAAGAGGAGGCUGAGGAGGCUGGGAAAGGCAAGAAGGGUGGGAAGAAGAAGCCGAAGAGAGGAAAGAAAAAAUAGGCUGAUGAUCCUUGGGGUGUUGCGCUGGCGAGGCGAGUGUUACCGAGGACCUUCAAUACGCCCCGAGAUUCUUGGGGAACCACUGAUUGAAUCCGGCCUUCAGAAUGGAAACGUGCCAUUGUAUUGUCGAAGGAAGGUCUAAUGUUAUCGUAGAAUAUCUUGUCAUUACUCCUUAAUAGGAUGGACUUCGUCCGUUGAAUGGAUCAUUUUUCUCGUGCGGGGUACCUCAU